Messenger RNA from Echinostoma caproni, 894 nucleotides. NCBI's taxonomy places the organism in Eukaryota, Metazoa, Platyhelminthes, Trematoda, Plagiorchiida, Echinostomatidae. The record is from the annotation of a GenBank genome assembly.
ACCUGCACCCGACCCCGCCGUCGGUUCUAUCCACCGGUCAAUCUAAUUCGGCAUCUGCACCGUCUGCAACCUGGCGCGGGUCGACCGGUUUCAGACGUGGAUUUCUCGGUCGAUCAUGUGCAUUCACCCCAGGUUUCGUGUUUAUCUUUCCAUUCCACUGCACCCUCCAGGCCGGCAACUGCAAACGGGGUCCAUCCUGUCCAAUCGCCUUCAUGUAACUUAACCGUAGAGGCCGCUCUCACCGGAAAGAUCAAUUGCACUGCGACUUCGGACAUUGUUGCCCUGACGGAUCCUGUUCCUGAUUUGAAUCUGGUGAAUCUCGGUCUUAUUCAACACCAUCCGGACGAAAUCAUUCCAAUCUCGAGUUCCUUGUUGGCAUCGAAUUCAUUUUCCAGUGUACCCGUAUGUCGUCUACUUCAACCCCCGUUGACUGAUGUUGGUUCCGCCGAAAUGUGGCCGUUCAAUUCCGCUCAUCCUCCCCCGUCCUCAAACGCCACUGGACACCCAUUGUGGCCGUGGUCGAUCACUCAAACUGGUGCAUCCCGUACUCUGCAUCCGGGCUUGGCAGUCAAUUCUGGGGUGAUGUGGCCAGAAUUCACACUCGAUGGCUGGAAUAAUUCUUGUUCAGGUGGAACAACCGCUACCGGAUCGGCAAAUCCGGUCGAGGUGAUGCGAACCGAAGUUUGCCUACAUUUUUGGCAAUUAUUUGUUUGUAUUCUCACCGGGUCUAUCCCACAGGAACGAGCACGCCGUAACAAUGUUUUUCUCUACAUCAAGAUUCCCGGAUUUCCUAUAUGUUUGAGCUAUAAAAUUCAGCUGCGGAACAUUAGCAGUAGCACCCAACAACUUUGUCAUAUGAUAGGUAGCGAUGGUAUUCUUGCCUGUGAUGGCUAA